CAAUCAGAAUAGACGCGCUCAGGCUGUCCACGGUCCAGCAGCGCGUGCAACAUGUCCUCAGACGUGCAACUGCGCGAGCGAGCGAGCGAACCGACCGAUCACGGACAAGCACCGAGCGAGGAGUGAACGCCUAAGAGCACAUACACUCAAUUGGCUUGCUGCCCAGGAGAAUUCUGAUUAUUUGCGGUCAAGUCUACAGACCACGGAAAGAGCCUUUCAGAGGGAAGCAGGAUUUUCAGGUGUGAAGGCUUAUGAGCAGUGCCCCUCGUGCAGUAAGGGAGCUUUUCCUGAGGAAGGAACAGAUGGACGGAAUAAACUUCACGUUGGGGAAUUUUUCAGAGGGAAAUGAGACGGAGCCAGAAGUGGAGACGAGCUCCUAUAAAACGGUGGAGGUGGUGUUCAUCGUGCUAGUAGCCGGCUCACUUAGCCUGGUAACCGUGGUCGGGAACAUACUGGUAAUGCUCUCGAUAAAGGUCAACAGAAGCCUACAAACUGUCAACAACUACUUCCUGUUCAGCUUAGCAUGUGCCGACUUUAUUAUCGGCCUUUGCUCCAUGAACCUCUAUACUGUUUAUAUAGUCAUUGGUGCCUGGCCGCUCGGCCCUGUAGUGUGUGACCUGUGGUUGGCUCUGGACUAUGUGGUGAGUAACGCAUCGGUCAUGAACUUGCUCAUUAUAAGUUUUGACCGAUAUUUCUGCGUCACAAAACCGCUGAGUUAUCCGGUAAAGAGGACCACUAAGAUGGCGGGGAUGAUGAUUGCUGCAGCCUGGGUGCUGUCCUUUAUCCUGUGGGCUCCUGCUAUCCUAUUUUGGCAGUUCAUUGUGGGUGGACGGACCGUGCCAGACAGGGAGUGUUACAUCCAGUUCUUUUCAAACGCGGCCGUUACCUUCGGCACCGCUAUCGCCGCCUUCUACCUGCCUGUCAUCAUCAUGAUGGUGCUCUAUUGGCAAAUCUCUCGAGCCAGCAAAAGCCGUGUGAAAAAGGACAACCGAAAGCCUUCAGGCGCCAACACCGGAACCGGAUCGCCCAAUCGGACCCGCAGCCACGCCGCCAACAAGCUGGACAACAACAACGUAAUGGCUGAGGACCCAGACAGAAACCAAACCCAGAUCACAGAUGAAUUGACCAACCAGCUCGACAGCAAAAUGCAGAACGGUAAAGGGCCGUCCACAGCCAGUGGAGAUAGAGAAGGGGAGGAAACUACCAGGGACAACUGCGUUCCUGCUGAGGAGAAAGAAAGCUCGAACGAUUCCACAUCAGGAAGUGGAGCCACGGCUCCUCAAAAACCAGAGGCCAACAACACUCCGACGCCUGCGCGGCAUCACGCCAAGACCAGCGCCUCCAAACUUACCUGCAUUAAAAUUGUCACCAAGUCGCCCAAGGGAGACUGUUACGCUCCAUCCAACACCACCGUGGAGAUCGUCCCGGCAGCCGAGAAACAGGAUCACGUGGCGCGCAAGAUCGCCAAGAUGACCAAGCAGCCGCCCAAAAAGAAAAAAGCGGCUCCUUCCAGGGAAAAGAAGGUAACGCGCACCAUCAUGGCUAUCUUGGUGGCGUUUGUAGCCACGUGGACCCCCUAUAACGUGAUGGUUCUCAUCAAUACAUUCUGCUCCAGCUGCAUCCCCAACACAGUGUGGACCAUUGGCUACUGGCUCUGCUACAUCAACAGCACCAUUAACCCUGCGUGCUACGCUCUGUGCAAUGCCACCUUCAAAAAGACCUUCAAACAGCUUCUGCUUUGUCAGUAUAAGAACAUACGCUCCACCAGAUGAGCUGCGAUAGACGUUUGCAUGUACUUAUGUGUGUGUGUGUAUGUGUGUGUGUGUGUCUAAGUGUCUAAAAAAAAUGUUCGGAGUGGCAGUGUGAAACCUGUGGCAGCUUAUGUGGGGUCUCAUGUUGUUUUUGAUUUCAUUUUAUUUUGUAAUGUGUGGUUUUUCGUAAUCGACACCUUGUUGUAGCACUUUACACACACACACACACACACACACACACACACACACACACACACACACAGAUACACUUGUACACCACAUACACACCAAAACACACAGGUCAGCCAUUAUUUAGGGUUCCUUCUUUAGGGUUCUUUAGAACAGAAGUGAUUCAUGAAUCAUGAAAAUUAUCCUGAUGUGAAAAUUUGAAAUAUAGUAAAAAAAAAAUGUCGAUCCAUUAUUUUUUUGUAAAAUAGAAGUGUAUAAAUGUGAACUGUAAGAUAAUAUAGAUAGCAUGAAUUUACGGUAUGUUAAUUAGGCCGUGAAGCGGAAGAAUAUAGCGUGUUUCAUAUAAAUGUCAUCUACGUAUAGUAGAGUAGCUUAAAAAAAAAAAAAAAGAUUUUAUUUGAGAGAGCAGUGUAAUACUGAAUCUGCACUCUUACGGGGACAAUAGGGCUGACUGAACACUCCAACAAAGUGUUGGGACUUCAGUGUAAAAUAAUACCUGUAAAUACGUGUGUAUAACCUUGUAUAGUGUGUGUGUGUGUGUGUGUGUGUGUGUGUGUGUGUGUGUGUGUGUGUGUGUGUGUGUGUCUGUGUGUUAGAUAUAAAGUUUUGCCAAUAUGAUGUAUGAAUGACUAUUGGCUGCUUUGUGUUUUUCUCUAUAAGUGUGUGUGUGUGUGUGUGUGUGUGUGUGUGUGUGUGUGUGUGUGUGUGUGUGUGCGCUGGUCUGAAUGAGCUAUCGGAAAACCACUCUGCCAUAUCCCGCGCGUAAGAGUGGGAGUGUGGGGCAGCGUGAAGUGCUCAGGCCUCCAGAGAUGCAAAUGAAAGGCUUUUAAACUGAUGACUGAUGAGCGGGGUGAAGAGACUCUUCGAUACCGAGCCUUUUUUAUUUUUGAAUAACCCACAAAUUUGUCGCGAUAUCAAAAUGGGGAAAAAAAAGGCUGGUGAGAACGAAUCGGACGUCGUUUCACGCUCAGAGAUUGGUCGUCUUGAGUCCUUUAAAAAAAAUCGCAUGGUGGAGAAAGAAAACUCUCCGGUGCUUUCUCAUGAAAGAUUCAGAGAUGUAAAUAAGUGCUCGUGCCUGCAGCAAGGUGUUCAUUCAUGAAGGCUGCAGGUGGUUAUGGCGCACUGACAAGCCCGCAGCACUGUUCUAGAGGGAUCCUGUGUUUUUUCUCUCGGUGUAGCAGCGUGUGUAGAGUUGAUGAUGAGAAACGAGUGUAUCGGCGUAUGCAUAAUGCGUGAGGAGCGAUAGAGCUUCCUCUAAGUCUAUUCAUUGUGUUUUGCACACUGAGGCUUUCAGUCCAAGCAAAAAGCAUGCGUGUGUGUGUGUGUGUGUGUGUGUGUGUGUGUGUGUGUGUGUGUGUGUGUGUGUGACUACCCCAGAAUGGGGGGUUAUUCUAAAUCACAGGCUUCGGUCUUGUGAAAUAAAAGGGCUAGAUAUUUUGCACAUCUCAUCACAUCACAUAGUGACACAUGAUCACGUGUAAAAAAACUAAAUUAGCAACGAACGUACACACCAACACAAUCUCAACUUUAGUUGUGUAGCACGCUAGUCACAAAGCAAUUUUACAUGCAUACAUUUAUCCCUAAAGAAUUGUUUUAUUUCUAAGCAUUUUUUUUAUGCAUUUCAAGGCUUUUGCUUCUCUCUCGAAAUACAAAUGUAAACUUUACAAAAAGUGUCAAUAAAACACAACAAAUUCACGUUUAACAUCCAAAAAUAGCUUUUCGAAUUCUUUCACUUGGAUAAACAUUCGAUAAAUUCAACAAUAUUGUAAAUAAUUUCAUUCAAAUCCUAAAAAAAAAAAAUCCUAAAAACUGUCUUUCCCUUCCACAUAUGCACUGCAUUGCCAAAAGUUUGUGGAAACCUGAGUAUAAGAUUUUUGAACAUCCCAUUGCACAUUUAGUCUCCAUUUGUUAAAAAAAGCUUCACUCUUCUGGGAAGAUGCUCGACUAGA
This is a messenger RNA of Silurus meridionalis, 3889 nucleotides long. RefSeq names its product cholinergic receptor, muscarinic 2a (gene chrm2a). The transcript is spliced from 3 exons. NCBI's taxonomy places the organism in Eukaryota, Metazoa, Chordata, Actinopteri, Siluriformes, Siluridae. The coding region runs from base 252 to 1772 and encodes 506 amino acids. Gene Ontology annotation, molecular function: G protein-coupled acetylcholine receptor activity. Gene Ontology annotation, cellular component: plasma membrane. Gene Ontology annotation, biological process: adenylate cyclase-activating adrenergic receptor signaling pathway; regulation of heart contraction. The record is from RefSeq and is a predicted model, not a curated record.